This is a messenger RNA of Rhinopithecus roxellana (golden snub-nosed monkey), 3839 nucleotides long. It is a transcript of the gene PPM1M, whose product is annotated as protein phosphatase, Mg2+/Mn2+ dependent 1M. The coding region runs from base 1678 to 3057 and encodes 459 amino acids. The transcript is spliced from 12 exons. NCBI's taxonomy places the organism in Eukaryota, Metazoa, Chordata, Mammalia, Primates, Cercopithecidae. The record is from RefSeq and is a predicted model, not a curated record. Gene Ontology annotation, biological process: protein dephosphorylation. Gene Ontology annotation, molecular function: protein serine/threonine phosphatase activity.
UCGGUCCAGGUGGGUCUAAGGCUGAUUGAUACGCCGUGCGCACGCCAGCGCGUUCCUCUGUGGCAAGAGAGGGGGCCUGCGUGUGACGGAGCGUGCGUGGGAGGACGCGCGUGUGUGUGCGCCCUGAUCACGGUGGUCUGUGGGUGGGGCGGAUCGUGCGCGCCCGCCCGAUCUGUGCCCCCCAAGCCAGCAGCCUUGCCUUACUGGUACCAGUACCUGCCUGCUGCUACCAUCCAGUCAACAUGUGGCAUCUUCCAGGCCACUGCGAUGAAUCAGGGAUGAGCAUCUGACUCUGGUUGGUUCAAUCAGCUUGUCCAGGGACUUUGGGAAGAUUGGAAAGGAGGCCAGCUUUUUGGGCUGGGAUUGCUAAGAGACGUGAUGAUGAAGUGUGUGGCCUACCUGGCAUCUGGCCCCAGCUUCAGCUCCGUUUACUGUCUUGCUCCCCACCCUCACUAGCCUGCAUUGAAGCCUCCUCUGUGCCCCCCAACCCCUGAGUUUCUCAUCCCCAGAGAACCCAGCAUACACAGAAUUGAAGGGUUUUCUUAUUCAUCUUCCUGUGCUCACCCUGAGGACUGGGCCUGUGUCAUCAGCUAAUCACUGUCCCCGCAAGCACUCACAGUGGAAAAUGGAGUGCUACGCAGCCCUGCAGCUUGCCAUCUGGAACAGUUCACAGGCAAGGCCUCCCACACUGAACCCUGCUACAGCCAAAUAGUGCCAGCAACACAGAGCCACUUGUUACAUCAGCUCAGACCAAGCCACAUCCACAGGAGCAGUUGGUGAUUCCACAGAACCACAAGAGACUUGACCUCCUGGAAACGAAUUAACCAAGAUUAAUGAAAAAGAUUAAGGUCAUGUGCCCUGUAAAAGUGUCCCUCACUGGAUGAACUGUGACAAGGUCUGAACUCGGACCAGCAGGAGCCUUUGGGGGACCACGGAUUGCCCUUUACACUCCCACAGAUUUCUCUUGUCCGUCACUCACUCACAGUCCAGUAAGGAUCCUGCUGUCUAUUCUGCGAGGACAUGUUGAAUGCAGGGACAGCCAUUUGGAAGACUGUCCUCGAGGGUGGCAGCAGCCUCUCAGGACGGGUAAAGCCAAGGUGACCACUAAGCCCGUCUGGGGUGGAGGGUGGCAGGCGGGGGUGGAGAGGAUUCGAGGCCGCCUGAAGGAACCUGUGCUCGGAGACACUCAUUGUGCGGGUCUGACACCUCCCAGCUCAUCCUGUCCCCAUCUUCCCCUUGCGUCACGUCCCCACCCAGCAGGAGGAGAUCCGAGGCUUUGCGCGACGCUGGCCCCGCGGAGUGUGGGGGGCUUUUCCUCUCAACCACCAGUGCCCCACAAGCGUGGGUGAACUGUCCUCCCUGGCUACUGUGAGACGCUGGGCAGGCCAUUUCGCUUCUCUGGGCCUCGGUUUUCCUGCUUGUCAAAUGGGGCUGAUACCGGCGUGGGCUUCUUCGGGCGGUCGCGAGGGUUGACCCCUGGAGUCAGCGAGCCAGCCGCUAACGCGCUCCCGGGCGGAGGUCGGGACUGGGGGGCGUCACCUCCCCUCCGCGCGCCCCCGGCCCCGCCUCCCGCCCGCGCACCCCCCCCCCGGCCCCGCCCCCGACCCACUUCCUCCUCCCGCGGGCUGCCCAGCCCUAGCGCCCCGCGCUCCGCGGGCAGCCCCCUGCCGCCGCGCCAUGUCCGCCGGCUGGUUCCGGCGCCGCUUCCUGCCUGGGGAGCCGCUCCCCGCGCCGCGGCCGCCCGGGCCGCGUGCCAGCCCCGUGCUCUACCGACGGCCCCGCUUCUUGCGCGGCUCCAGCUCCAGCCCCGGGGCGGCCGACGCCUCGCGCCGCCCAGACUCCCGGCCGGUGCGCAGUCCCGCGCGAGGACGCAAGCUGCCCUGGAAUGCAGGCUACGCCGAGAUUAUCAAUGCAGAGAAAUCUGAAUUCAAUGAGGAUCAAGCCGCCUGUGGGAAGCUGUGCAUCCGGAGAUGUGAAUUUGGGGCUGAAGAAGAGUGGCUGACCCUGUGCCCAGAGGAGUUCCUGACAGGCCAUUACUGGGCACUGUUCGAUGGGCACGGCGGUCCUGCAGCAGCCAUCUUGGCUGCCAACACCCUGCACUCCUGCUUGCGCCGGCAGCUGGAGGCCGUGGUAGAGGGCUUGGUGGCCACUCAGCCCCCUAUGCACCUCAAUGGCCGCUGCAUCUGCUCCAGUGACCCUCAGUUUGUGGAGGAAAAGGGCAUCAGGGCAGAAGACUUGGUGGUCGGGGCAUUGGAGAGUGCCUUUCAGGAAUGUGACGAGGUGAUCGGGCGGGAGCUGGAGGCCUCAGGCCAGGUGGGCGGCUGCACAGCCCUGGUGGCUGUGUCCCUGCAGGGAAAGCUGUAUGUGGCCAAUGCUGGGGAUAGCAGGGCCAUCUUGGUGCGAAGAGAUGAGAUACGGCCACUAAGCUUCGAGUUCACCCCAGAGACUGAGCGGCAGCGGAUCCAGCAGCUGGCCUUUGUCUACCCUGAGCUUCUGGCUGGUGAGUUCACCCGACUGGAGUUCCCUCGGCGGCUGAAGGGGGAUGACUUGGGACAGAAGGUUUUGUUCAGGGAUCACCACAUGAGUGGUUGGAGCUACAAACGUGUGGAGAAAUCGGAUCUCAAGUACCCACUGAUCCACGGACAGGGUAGGCAGGCUCGGCUACUAGGAACACUGGCUGUCUCCCGGGGCCUGGGAGACCAUCAGCUCAGAGUCCUAGACACAAACAUCCAGCUCAAGCCUUUCUUGCUCUCUGUCCCACAGGUGACUGUGCUGGAUGUGGGCCAGCUGGAGCUACAGGAGGAUGAUGUGGUUGUCAUGGCGACUGAUGGACUCUGGGAUGUCCUGUCCAACGAGCAGGUGGCAUGGCUGGUGCGGAGCUUCCUCCCUGGGAACCAAGAGGACCCAUACAGGUUCUUGAAGCUGGCCCAGAUGCUGAUACACAGCACACAGGGAAAGGAAGACAGUUCCACAGAGGAAGGGCAGGUGUCCUACGAUGACGUCUCUGUGUUCGUGAUUCCCUUGCACAGUCAGAGCCAAGAGAGCAGUGGCCACUGAGGAUUCAGACACUGUAUCUCAGAACUGCUCCAGUGCCCGGGUGUGGUCUGGGCAUCCCUCCAGUGUGACCAAGAGCAAAUCCUGCCUGCCCUAUCCCUAGCCACAGCCCAGUGCUCUCACUAUGCACCUCAACACACAUCCAUCUCACGAGGAACAUUUAUGCCAGCCAGUCAGAGCUGGAAGGGUAUGGAGAGCCCAGCCUACCAGGUCCUGCCUUUUGCGGUGAUAACCUCUGGCAGAGUGACUUCACAAGUUAACUAGGAAACCCAUGUGAGGCUCCUCAGACAGGAUCUUCAACAGCCCAAAGUAUCAUUCUCAGAUAGGGGCACCCAGGCUAAGGGUAUUAGCCAAAGAUGCCAGGAUGGGCAGCUAACCCAUGUUUAGAUCCAGGUCUCCAAUUCAUGGAUGUCAGGGCAUGCGUUCAACAACCCCCAAAGGCUAUGCAGGGUGGCUUUUAGAAACCUUUGGGCAGCCUCAUGUCUGCUAAAACAGCCAUCUUCAAGACAGCCCCUGAAAAGAGACCAACUCAGGUCCUGCCCUGCUGUUCUUUGCUGGAGAUGAGGAAUAGGCUCUGGGGCUAAAGUCUGGGGUAAAGCACAAGGGACUAGAGGAACUCUUGGAGUUGGCUGGGUGAGAGGGCUCUCCAUUUGAUACCUGUAGUAGCCUGCCUCCUAACUGGUUGCUUCUCCCUAGUUCCAGCCCUGCCCUGGUCUGACGCCCCAACACUGCCUUUGCUUUGUUGUUCCAUCACCUCCCUAUUAUUAAAUGUUUUCUACAGAAGA